GAUGUUUUACUGCACAAGGGUUUUUAGCGGAGCAAGUUUCACAUUUUGUCACUUUGUGACUCUUCAGUUUCAAAGACAGAGGAACAGAUAAAGCUCAGGAUGUGGCGUCUCUGUUUGCUGUGGUCUCUGCUGUCUGUCACCUGCGGCCGCCCGCAGCUCUCCACACACUCUCAUGAUGAAAUGAUCGACUUUAUCAACACGGCCAAGACCACGUGGACGGCAGGUGUGAACUUCCAGAACGUGAAGUACGAACAUCUGAAGUCUCUCUGCGGGACGAUGCUGAAGGGCCCGCUGCUGCCUGACACGGUGAAACAUGGCACCAACAUGAAGCUCCCGGUCAGUUUCGACGCGCGGACGGAGUGGCCCUUCUGUAAGACCCUCAGUCAGAUCCGGGAUCAGGGCUCCUGCGGCUCCUGCUGGGCGUUCGGCGCGGUCGAGGCCAUCUCCGAUCGCAUCUGCAUCCACAGCAAAGGAAACGUGUCUGUGGAGAUCUCAGCUGAAGACCUGCUGUCCUGCUGCCAACAGUGCGGCUUCGGGUGUUCUGGAGGUUUUCCGUCAGAGGCGUGGGAUUACUGGACUAAAUCCGGUCUGGUGACUGGAGGACUUUAUGGCUCUAACGUGGGUUGCAGACCGUACAGCAUCCAGCCCUGCGAGCAUCAUGUGAACGGGACGCGGCCGCCGUGCUCCGGAGAGCAGGACACACCUGAGUGUAACGCCGCCUGUAUUCCUCAGUACAGCGUCCCGUACAAACAGGACAAACACUUCGGAUAUAAAGCGUAUAACCUUCCCUCGGACCAGCAGCAGAUCAUGACUGAGCUGUACAGCAGCGGGCCGGUGGAGGCAGCCUUCACCGUCUAUGAGGACUUCCUGCUCUACAAGAGCGGUGUUUACCAGCACGUGAGCGGCUCUGAGCUCGGCGGACACGCUGUGAAGGUGCUGGGAUGGGGAGAGGAGAACGGGACGCCCUACUGGCUCGUGGCCAACUCCUGGAACUCCGACUGGGGCGACAACGGUUAUUUUAAGAUCCUGAGAGGCCGGGAUGAAUGUGGGAUUGAGAGUGAGAUGGUGGCUGGUGUUCCUCAGCUCUGAUCUCAACUCAUCAUUAAACGAGCUCAACAUCUGGAUUUACACGAUCAUCUCACUGCACGCCAUCAACAGAAAUAAAACUGGAUGUGUGUCUCAUUGCUGUGGUUAAUACUAAAAUUCUAAAAUCAUAUAUGACAAUUAUUAUUAAAAGCAAAACUGUCAUUGUGGUAAUGUGAAAAAUAAAGAUAUGUCAUUUACAUUUUA
This is a messenger RNA of Onychostoma macrolepis, 1290 nucleotides long. It is a transcript of the gene ctsbb, whose product is annotated as cathepsin Bb. The coding region runs from base 100 to 1089 and encodes 329 amino acids. Gene Ontology annotation, molecular function: cysteine-type endopeptidase activity. Gene Ontology annotation, biological process: regulation of catalytic activity. The record is from RefSeq and is a predicted model, not a curated record. Lineage: Eukaryota; Metazoa; Chordata; Actinopteri; Cypriniformes; Cyprinidae. Gene Ontology annotation, cellular component: lysosome. The transcript has 10 exons.